Messenger RNA from Impatiens glandulifera, 366 nucleotides. Its product is annotated as glycine-rich cell wall structural protein-like. NCBI's taxonomy places the organism in Eukaryota, Viridiplantae, Streptophyta, Magnoliopsida, Ericales, Balsaminaceae. The transcript is spliced from 2 exons. The record is from RefSeq and is a predicted model, not a curated record. Bases 1 to 366 code for a protein of 121 amino acids.
AUGGGAUCUACAAGAAGGGUUUUAGGGAUAGGUUCAUCAAUGGUGGGAAACUUGGAGGUGUCGAAGCUGGAAGGCGGCGGAGAAGGUUUAGGAGACAUUGCUGGUGUUAGGCUUGGAAGUGGAGGUGGUUUGGGAGGCGGUUUAGGCCGCCAUGUAGGUCUAGGAGAUGGUACUGUUGGUGGUGGAUUAGGGAACAAAGGCAACAAAGGUGGCUUAGUUCAUCAAGGAGGACUGGGAGGAGAUGGUUUAGGUUAUCACGGAGGGUUAGGAGGCGGUUUUGGUGGUGGAGUUGGAGUCCAUUGUGGUGGUGGUGGUGUCAAAAGAUGCAUAGGUGGUGGUGCUGGUGGAGGUGAUGGUUUUAGUUAG